Molecule: messenger RNA, 1502 nt
Organism: Lasiosphaeria miniovina
Lineage: Eukaryota; Fungi; Ascomycota; Sordariomycetes; Sordariales; Lasiosphaeriaceae
Exons: 3
Coding region: 1-1173 (390 amino acids)
Source: RefSeq, a predicted model, not a curated record
AUGACUGGGCCGGUAGUGGCGCCUGUGACCGAUCCGGCCGCGGCAGCACCGGAGGUGGCGCCUGUGACUGAGUCGACCACGGUCCCGGCAGUGGUGCCUAUAGCCGAGCUAGCUACAGCAGCUGUGCCUGGGCUAGAGGUGGCGCCCAAACCUCACCCGGCCCAUCACAGGCACUUCACCGAGUACGAGAUCAACCAACAUCGUAUUGAGGAGAAGCGUCUGAGGAUACACGAGGCCAGACUUUCAGACCUCAACCUCGGGAGCAGCAGAGCAGAGACGCUGGAACCCGAGACCACUACCCCGCCAGGGCCAUCACCGAUUAAUACCCUCUCAAUCAACGACUUCAAUUUCCCCAUCGGCGUCGUCCAACCAACCCUGCCAGAAAGCUUCCACUUCGAGCAUCGCGACACAGGAGACACAGCCUCGCUCGUAUCCACCCCCUUCGAGGAGAACCCUACGAUGACGAAGAUUAACCAAGUCGGCUACUUCAAUCCGGACGUCGAGGUCGCCGGAGACGAGCCGUUGGCCACGGUCGGCAGUGACAUCCACUAUAAGGAUGUCAACCUUUUCUUCGACUCGGUGAUGGAGCACGCUAAUGUCCCCGCCCGACGAGACAUCCUGAGAAGAGAUCUUGCACAGCUCCUCAAAGGAUCUGCUCAACUGUGGUACAUUGAGACCUUGAGCGACCUCGACAGACGAUUCAUGAAGGAGAAUCUGAGCAACUGGAAGGCAAGAAUGACCCGCCGUUUCGCCAUGACCAAGACCGAGGCAGGAGACAAGUUGUUAAAAUGCACCUACACGUCUGAAAAUUGCAAGUCAGGAGUUCCCUUUCGCUCCUACGCCGCAGAGAAGAUGCGGUACUGCAAGGCAAUGGGUUUCACUGACAUCACCAACGUCAUGACCUUCAUCUACGCUGGCAUUGAGCCAAGUAUCCAACAGCUCAUCCACGAGCCAGACAGCUCUAUGACAAUCGAUGAGUACCUCGCUUCGGUGGAGGAGAAGACCAAAGCAAGUGCAAGAGUCCUCAAUGGCACAGCCCUGCCUCAAAAGAUCGACGAUUUCCGUGGUACACCCCCAACGAUCAUCCCAAGGAACCGUCAACUGCUCGUUGGUCCCGCGUACAAUGUCGACGACCUCGAUUCAGCGUACUACUUCAACGAUCGACCUCGCUAGAGUCAUGAUGACAGAAGCCUACGUCGAAACAACUACAGUCGAAACUACAGUUGGAGGAUGUUACGUAAUCAGCGCACGGACCUACCAAAUUAUUUAGGCCCUCGUAGGGCACCUUAGCUUCUUAGACAAUCAUCUUUUCUUUCAUUUCAGGAUGGCAUUAGCCACAACAAGUCGGCGGAUUCAAACUAGGAACGCUAUCUGACAUUGGUCCCAAGGCAUGUCGCUAUUCCAAGGUUAGUGACGAACGAGGGUAUCUUUGAGCGGCUCAACCAAGAGCCCCAAAACUUCCUACACGAGUGAUUCAUAUCUCAAUCAAACAAAUUCUGCCU